Molecule: messenger RNA, 582 nt
Organism: Macrosteles quadrilineatus (aster leafhopper)
Lineage: Eukaryota; Metazoa; Arthropoda; Insecta; Hemiptera; Cicadellidae
Exons: 2
Coding region: 1-582 (193 amino acids)
Source: RefSeq, a predicted model, not a curated record
AUGAGAACAAUCUUCAUCAUAGCCGCUGUUUUGGCGGCUGCCUACGCCAGGCCGCAACUAUCUAGUCAAUAUGGUCUGCCCAGCGCCGCACCCCCAGCGUUUGCACCACCUCCUGUAGUAUACGCUCCACCUCCACCACCACCCCCAGUAUACGCUCCACCCCCUCCAGUGUACGCCCCACCCCCUCCAGUGUACGCCCCACCUCCACCCCCACCACCAGUGUACGCUCCCCCUCCUCCUGCGUAUGCUCCACCCCCACCACCACCACCUCCACCUCCCCCACCUCCUCCUCCACCCCCACCACCCCCACCACCAGUAUACGCCCCACCUCCCCCAGUAUACGCCCCACCUCCCCCAGUAUACGCCCCACCUCCCCCAGUAUACGCCCCACCCCCACCAGUCUAUGCUCCACCUCCACCACCCUACGCUCCUCCCCCACCAAUCUACGCCCCUCCUCCUCCAGCAUAUGCUCCACCUCCCCCACCACCACCUCCACCACCACCACCACCUCCCCCACCUCCACCACCACCCCCACCACCUCCUCCACCCCCACCAAGCACCUACGGACUGCCUUCUUUCUAA